AUGACUGCUUUGACCAGCACUACGGCAGUUACCAGCAACACUAACAUAUCAACAUCCACCAACAUAUCCAGAUCCACUAGCCCAGCACACACUCAAGCAAAUUCCACUCCCCUGAGCAGUGCCUCUGUGGACAGACAGGCUGUCCAGGUGAUCCAACAGGCCAUACAGAGGCCACAGGGAAUGGCAGCACAGUAUCUGCAGCAGAUGUAUACAGCCCAACAACAUCACAUCAUGCUACAAACAGCUGCUAUCCAGCAACAACAUCAGCAAAAUCUGACCGUCACACAAAGCCUUACUACUACACAGCAGGCUUCACAAACUGGAAGCAGGCAGACCUCCUCUUCACCUCCAUCAACCAAUGGGAAUGUAGUUCAGUCAGCCAGUGUUACACUCCCAACGUCUCCGUUGACGGCCCAGCCAACUGGCCGCAUCCAAGGCGUCAGCUCCACUGCCACCGGGGGUGCUAUAUCCCAGCAGGCCAUGCUCUUGGGUAAUGGCUCUCCCACAGGCAGUCAGGCCCAGAUGUACUUGCGCACUCAAAUGCUGAUUCUUACCCCUGCUGCCACAGUGGCUGCGGUUCAAUCUGAGCUGCCAGCCAUAAGCUCUGUAUCCUCCCAGUCGACCUCAACACAGGUGAGACACUUAGCUCUGUGCACACAUCUGCCUGGAGCCUUGGCAACUACUCAUAGUGUCCAGCUGAAGCCUUCUUCACAGAGUCAGACUGUGGUGCCCUCACUCCCCAAAAUGUCCCUUGGUCCACUCAGACCUGCGCAGGUGACUCGAACUUCUGCGGAAACUUCUAGAGCCACAUGCACACCAAUCCAGUCUCAUGCCCUGAUCAGACACCAGCUUCACUGUACUCACAGUCAGAAGGGGGCACCGCAUCAGCUCAUUAUCCAGCAGAGCACCACCACUCACAGACAGGUCCAGCCCAUUGCCCUCCGGGUAUCAACUCAAGACAAUCCCACUCCUCCGCUCUCUCUCCUGACUCGUACCACUCCGACAUCAGCAACUGUAUUGUCACAGCACAGCGAUGUCCUUUCAGUCCCUUCCACGACUGAACAACCAACUAGUCUACAGCAGGCAGUGGUGGUUUCCUCUUCUGUCUUGCCUCAUUCCUGUACUACGCUGCCCGAUCCUCCUCCCCUGCACCUGGGCCCUGCGGUGGAGCCCCUCCCUCAACCUCCAUCCCUAACCUGCCCUCCGCCUCUCACCAUGGCUCUGCCCAGACUUGCCCAGCCACCACCUGCCUCACUGCAGAGGCUGUCCCUGCGCUCUGUGCAGGCCCUUGCUGUGCAGUCUGACCAGAUGCUGGUGGCAGAGGAUGAACUCCCUGUUGCUGAGGCUCUGGUCCAGCUGCCUUUCCAGAAUCUUCCACCACCGCAGACAAUGGCUGUAGACCUGAAGGUGCAACCAGCUAUUCAGACAGAAGCGCCUUCGGUAAACCUCACAUCUGAUGCGGCUGAGAAAGCUCAGCAAUCGAAGGUGGAAGGGACAUAUGUAGAGGGGUUAAGAGAGGAGGGACGCUCAUGUCCUCAGAGUAACAGGACUCCCACUCCUCCAAUAUCAUCUCCGUCACCAGAGCCCCAGAGAGACUUACACGAUGAACCUGUACAACCAGACAGUUGCACAGCCGUUUUGGACCUUCCCUGCGUAUCGUCGACCAGAUCAGUGAUCCGAUCGCCUGAGGACUCCACCUAUGCCAACAGCUCCCCCCCUCCCUUCCUUUCUGCUGUGGUAAGAAGCACCAGCAGGCCCCCCACAGCCAGCCUCCCAGGGAGUCCUGAGGGCCAGCCCUCACAGCCGAUCGUUAGGCCCCACAUCCUCACACACCUCAUUGAGGGCUUCGUCAUCCGAGAGGGGCUGGAGCCGUUCCCGGUGGGCCGGUCGUCUCUGAUAACGGACCAGCAGGCUACAUUGCCUGAGGACAUGGAGAUGUCAGCCAGUGGAGAACAAGCUCCCAAUGACUGCUUGAUAGACACUGAACAGCCGGAAAAUUCCACAGACUCAGAUGACAUGGAUGAUAUACCUGCUGAUGAUGAACAAGCAGUGGAGAGCCUUAGUGAUGUGCUUCAGUGUGAGUUCUGUGGGAAGGAGGGAUAUGCCCAGACUUUCCUCAGAUCCAAGCGCUUCUGCUCCAUGACCUGUGUCAGAAGGUUCAAUGUCAGUUGCACGAAGCGCCUCGCUUUACUAAAAUCAGACAAAGUCAGCCGCUGGCCCCAUAGAGCAGUGGGCAGACGAGGCAGACCACCAAGCUGUGUAAACGGAGGGUCCAGAGAGCACUUCCUCCGACAGUUGUCUGGCUCAUGUGGAUCGGAGGACAUCCAACAAAUCUCUAGCUCACGGGAAGAAGCGGAAGAGGACGAGGAUAGUCCUCCUGGUCCCAUGACGACAAGGCUGCGUGUGCAGGCAGAGCGGGAGAGAGAGCUGGAGAGAGGGAAGGAGAGGGAUCAGGGGAGGAGAGGGAGUUUCAGUAGCUCAGACGGCCUGUCAAACUCUCACUCUAAUCCUUCACAGUGGACAGUGGAACAAGUGUGGUCCUACAUUAACUCUUUACCAGGAUGCCAAGAUAUUGCCAACGAGUUCCGCUCACAGGAGAUUGAUGGCCAGGCCUUAUUAUUGCUGACAGAGGAUCACCUGAUGAGCGCUAUGAACAUUAAACUGGGCCCUGCUCUCAAAAUCUGUGCCCAGAUCAACUCUCUGAAAGAGCCUUAGACACAAGACCCUUCUCCUGGGGUUGUACAACAACUUCUCCCCCCAAAAAAACUGCAUACAUGUUGUCCUUCUUUGCUACGUAUUUCCUUGGCAUUAAAAAACAAAAAUCAUGCUUUAACAGUCCUGUGGAGUACUCGCAGUGGCCUUAUGGGGUGCCACUCCAUGAACCAACUCUGAUAUGGUCAUGUGAUGGAAGACAAUAUAACCCAGAAAAACUAUAACAGAGUCUAACAAUAUCUCAUUUAAAGUCAGCCAAGCUUGCCUAAGGACAAACUGCAGUGGUUAAGCAAUGGAGGUGACUGUCGCGAGUCUAGAACUAUGAUAUGUCUCAACUGUUUUGGACAAGGGGAUAAUACAGUUCUUGAGGCCAACAGAAAAAAAAAAAUCAACAGGGCCAUCUCUACAAGGGAGUAUCAAAAAUAUUCGAAAUCGUAGUCUUCAGUAACAAUGCAUUUCAAAGCACAUUGUAAUGCUUUCUAAUGAGUAUGGUGAGUAUAAGCCACUUAUUUUGUCUUAGCUGUAGCUCCAAUGACUGCGUGUUAUUACAGAGAAGUUUGCUU
Messenger RNA from Chanos chanos (milkfish), 3275 nucleotides. RefSeq names its product polyhomeotic homolog 3 (Drosophila) (gene phc3a). The coding region runs from base 1 to 2715 and encodes 904 amino acids. Gene Ontology annotation, biological process: negative regulation of DNA-templated transcription. Gene Ontology annotation, molecular function: zinc ion binding; chromatin binding; histone binding. Gene Ontology annotation, cellular component: PRC1 complex; nucleus. Lineage: Eukaryota; Metazoa; Chordata; Actinopteri; Gonorynchiformes; Chanidae. The record is from RefSeq and is a predicted model, not a curated record. The transcript has 14 exons.